AACUGGAUGGAGCCCACCACCAAAAUGAAGCUGAUUCUCAAAGCUGCACUCCUCCUCUACAGUGCCUGGGGUUUCCCUCUUUCUUCAACCUUCAGUAUUGAUACAGAAACACAGGUGAUUUUUGGAGGCGAUGCAGCUGCCCAGUUUGGCUAUCGUGUAGUCCAGAUAAGAGCAAACAGCAGGCCCUGGUUAAUAGUGAGUGCCCCCCUGUUGCCCAACCAUACGGAGACACUUUUCCGCUGUUCUUAUGAUACGGAGCAAUGCCAGCCAUUCCAAGUACCUCUGCGGCAAGACCAAAACAUCACCUCUGAAAUAUCCUUGGGUCUCUCACUGGCUGUUGACGAGGCAUCCGAUUCUAAACUAAUAGCCUGUGGUCCAACUUGGAAGCGCCGGUGCGGGAGAAACGAUUACCUGAAUGGUGUUUGCUAUAUCCUGGACAACUUUGACCAAAACUUGAAAGAGAUUCAUCCAGCUUUCCAAGAAUGCAUCACUGGGGUGGAUGCUGUGAUCUUAUUUGAUGACUCCGGGAGCAUUCGUGAUGCUGAUUUCACCAUCAUGCUGGAUUUUAUCCAGAAGCUUAUGGCUUCUGUGGCUGAGCCAGAUGUUCAGUUUGCUGUUGUCCAGUUCUCUUCUGAUCCCAACAUCGUGGUUAAUUUUGCUGAUUAUGCCCGCCUUGGAGGCCAGGUGAAUGAUACAAUCCGCGGUGUCAAGCACAGGCGAGGGAAUACCUACACCCCCACUGCCAUUCGCUUUGUGGCGGAUAAGGUCUUCACCCUUGAGGGGGGCAUGCGACAGCACUCCAAGAAACUGCUCAUCGUCCUGACAGAUGGGGUAUCCAAUGACGAAAAGGUCACAUUUGAUGAAGCCGAAGAGGCCACAGAUAAAAAAGGAGUCAUCCGCUAUGCCAUUGGGGUUGGUAGAGAAUUUCUGACUUCACGGCGAGCUCGAGAUGAGCUGCGCAACAUCUCCUCAUCACCUGAGAAUGUCUUCUCCGUGAGAAGCUUUGAGGCACUUCCUACACUUCAGAAACAGCUGAAGGAGAAGAUCUUUGCCAUUGAAGGGACCUCUGGAGUUUCUCCUGGCAGUUCAUUCCAGCAAGAAUUCUCACAAGGUGGAUUCAGCACGCUCCUCACCCCUGAGCAUGUGGUGUCAGGAGCUGUUGGUGCCUAUGGCUGGGCUGGGGGUCUGGAGGAAGAGUCCUUGGGGGACCGUCCCCAGAUCAGCUUCAUGAGCAUGUCUUUGUCCAAGGUGGAGUUCAAGGACUCAUAUCUGGGCUAUGCUGUGGCACUGGCUCAUCGUGGCCAACGGAAGUUCUACGUAGCCGGGGCUCCACGGUACCAACAUGUUGGGAGGGUGGUUGUCUUCGAAAGCCUGAGCAAACGGAAAACGGCUUUCACUGGGGGCAAGCAGCUUCAGGUGGGUUCCUACUUUGGUGCUGAGCUUUGCUCUGUGGAUCUAGAUGCGGACGGGGACACGGACCUCAUCUUGAUUGGGGCUCCCCUUUACUACAACGGGAUACAAGGAGGGCUUGUUGAAGUCCACUCUAUUACUCUCAGGGGUCGCCUCAAUCACCUCCAGACACUUCAUGGGAUCUCUGGAAACCGGCUGGGCCGUUUCGGGUCUGCUCUCUCCUCCCUGGGGGACGUGAGUGGAGAUGGCCUUGCAGACGUGGCUGUCGGGGCCCCCAUGGAAGAUGGAGACCAUGGGGCUGUUUACAUCUUCCUUGGAGAAGGAGACAGACUGCGGGAACAGUACAGUCAGCGGAUCACUGCCACCACUCUCUCCCCAGUGCUGAAUUUUUUUGGCCAGUCUCUCCAGGGAAGAUUGGACCUGAGUGGAGAUGGACUGACUGACCUGGCUGUUGGGGCGCUAGGAAAUGCCGUGCUUCUUCGGUCCCGGCCCAUCUUCACUGUCGUCUCUUCACUGAAUUUCUCACCUCGCUCGAUCCCCCCGGAUGAUCCUAACUGUGCAAAUGGGAAAGUUUCAGGAGUUGGCCCACGUGGGAGCUUCAGUCUUUGUUUCACCCUGAAACUCAUCAGCACCAAAUGGAGUGCUCUCCGAGCCACCAUCUCCUUUGAUCUCCGGGUUGACACUUCCCAGUCUGUGCCACGCCUGACUCUAGAGAAAGAGGCACGCAACAUCUCGAAGACCAUCCAUGUGGGAACGGUGCCCGUUUGUGUCAACAAGACGCUCCAGGCUCAGCUCUGCUUGGAUGAUACUGUCUCUCCAGUAGUGCUGAAAGCAAAGUUCUCGGUUGCAGAAGAACCAGAUACCGCUUCCAGGAACCUACGACCCGUCCUUGAACCCGGGACCAACUUGUCCACCACGCUUGAGGUUCCUUUCCAACAGAACUGUGGCUCAGAUGACGUUUGUACGUCUGAUCUUCGGAUCUCUUUUAACUUUUCUGGGUCAAAGGGUCUCAAACUGACUCCCAGUUUCAUACUGAACUUAACUGUGAAACUGGAAAAUGCGGGUGAGACGGCCUAUGAGGCAGGCCUUUCCUUCUACUACCCCCCUAUUUUGUCUUUCCAGGGAGCUUCGGUUCUUCAGUCGACCUGGCGUCUGUCCCCUUUUUGUGAAAUGCACGGAUCCCAAAGCAACACGUCCGUCCGCCACAGUGCCUGCCGUUUCAGCCCACGGGAUCUCAAGGAAAGCACGCAGGCCUUCCUCCGGCUUUCCUUCCGAGCCUCCAGAAAUGACUCCUGGGAUGAGAAGUCUGUUUCCCUCACUGUCCGAGCCCAGAGUAAGAACGAGAAUGACACGCUGGAUGACAACGAGGCCACGGAGUGGCUCCCCGUGCUGCAUCCUGUCAACGUCAUUGUGAAGGGGCUGGAGUCCACAACAUACCUAAAUUUCUCUACUGGGAGGUUAGAGCCAAAGAUUAUCUCCCACAGCUAUGAGGUCAGGAAUUUAGACCAACGCCCCAUCCUGGUCAACGUGACCUUCGAUUUCCCACUGCGGACUUCAGUGGGAUUUUUCUGGAACGUAACCCUGAUCCACAGUGGAGUGAAGAGCCAGUCCGUGUGCACGCAUCCGGUCACCUUCCAGAUGGCAAAUGUGCAGAACUCCAAGGAACCCAUCCCAAGAGGGUGCCUGGGGGCUUCCGCCUGCACCCGGGUCCGGUGCCUGAUUGCCAGUCUCUCCCAAGAGUCCAUCCGGUUCAAUUUUUCUGGGGAGUUUUUCAGACCUCAAAGUGAUUCCAAGCUGCAGUCUCAGAAGCUCCAUCUUCGCAGUGAGGCAUCAGUGGUGAUAGAUGAGUCUAGAUUUUUCCAGAAUCAGCCAGAGGAAUUUCAUUACAGCCAGAUCACCACAGAAAUUGAGAUAAUUUCGCCAUUCAACCCCAUUCCUAUCAUCGUCGGCAGCAGCAUUGGAGGCCUUGUGCUCUUAGCCGUUCUAGUGGCCGUCUUGUACAAGUUUGGAUUCUUCAAGCGCAACCGCAUGCCCCAAACGGGUGAGGCCCCUGCUGGACAAGGUGCACCUGUGGAACAAGCGGCCCCACCGGCAGCCCAGGCAUCGACUAACUCCUGAGAGGGGAAGAGGAUGGUGGAAUCGGGAGGAGCCCGAGAGCCAGGAUUCUUGGGGGUUUUGAGACAAGGACGGGGCAGGUGGAUAAGAACAAGGCAGACUGGGAGGAAAGACUCGUGAAAA
Gekko japonicus is the source of this 3648-nucleotide messenger RNA. RefSeq names its product integrin alpha-X-like. The transcript has 30 exons. The coding region runs from base 7 to 3528 and encodes 1173 amino acids. Gene Ontology annotation, cellular component: external side of plasma membrane; integrin complex. Lineage: Eukaryota; Metazoa; Chordata; Lepidosauria; Squamata; Gekkonidae. Gene Ontology annotation, biological process: cell-cell adhesion; cell adhesion mediated by integrin; cell-matrix adhesion. Gene Ontology annotation, molecular function: integrin binding. The record is from RefSeq and is a predicted model, not a curated record.